Trypanosoma cruzi is the source of this 1449-nucleotide messenger RNA. RefSeq lists its product as uncharacterized. The transcript has a single exon. NCBI's taxonomy places the organism in Eukaryota, Euglenozoa, Kinetoplastea, Trypanosomatida, Trypanosomatidae. The annotation marks the transcript as partial. Gene Ontology annotation, molecular function: chromatin binding. Gene Ontology annotation, biological process: replication-born double-strand break repair via sister chromatid exchange; establishment of mitotic sister chromatid cohesion; regulation of gene expression. The record is from RefSeq and is a predicted model, not a curated record. Gene Ontology annotation, cellular component: Scc2-Scc4 cohesin loading complex.
UUCUCUCCUUCUUCGUCUCCUCCUGAGAGGAAAAGAAGGAAGCGCGAUGAGCUGCAUGUUGAAAUUGCCCCAUGCGUAGAUGACCAAAACAGUGGCAUGGCGACAUGGGUGUUGCAGAAAUUUCACGUGCAGAUUCUGCAACUGUGCGAGAUUAGUUCUGUGGCGGUGCGCCAGCUGGCUUUUGAGGUCCUGCAGCUUUGUGCGGAGGGGGGACUACUUCCACCGUCCAAGUAUGCAAGCGCCUUGAUAGUUCUUGCUGCAGAUCCACAGAACGAAGUAAUUCGGAAGGCUGCCGUGGACUGUAUGGCAUCACAGACCAAGCGUUACGCUGACAUCGUUGCCGCCAAUGCUGCCACUGGUGUAGUGAAGGCAUUUGAUCUUCACGACGCAUGUGGAGUGGACGUGCUGCGGAGCGCCGUCCUUUCCGACACUGGCCCGGAGGCGGUAGAGUGUGUGCAUGCGCACCUCUUCACAUCAUUUCGUAAGCGUCACCGUGAUGCAUUUCUCUCAUCAUUGCUGCGGUACUUUUACCAAGAAGGCCGGGCAGCACAGUGGCUAAGGGAACACCGCGAGAAGGAUGGGGAGUCGGCGCGAAGCCCGUUUCCUUUCUUGGGUCAUUUGGCAAUUGUCAUGGCACACGUCCCUUACACGCAAGAAAGCGAUGUGCUGCAUGUACUGGACGGAUGUCGCACAGCUGUGGACUUGGUGGGGCAGAGCUGUCUUGACUUUGCAGAGGCGCAGCGAUCUCUCCUGCAGCCAGAGAAACGCUCCACACAUUCGGCGAAGGGGAGAAAAAGUGAUCGUUGGAGUGAAGCCACGGCAAAGCCGGAUAUUUCUGUUGAGCUGUGGUUGUGCUUUGGAAUUCUGUGUAUUUUGCAGCUGCGCGCCUUUCUCUGUAAUGAGUACGGCCUGCAUCGGGCAAAGCUGCGGCGCUUGGCAAUGCGGCGCAGUGGCGGCGACACUCAUCAGGCAAAGCUGCUUACCCGCCGUGAACCGCAGAGCGCAGCCUCCGUGGCGUUCCGGCAGAGCAUCGCAGCCGCUCUGCAGACGGUGGCUCCGCUGUGGGAGGGUCCUUCUGCUGGUGCUGCGGCUACUAACAGUCGGCGCCGCGCACUGGAGGAGCUUUGUGCCGCCCUCUCGAGGCUCAUGCGGGAGGCCGAUAUGGAGGCGGAGACUGACGAAAACGAGAACGUCUGCGGUAGCCGAGGCAGCACACAACGGAAGUCGAGGGGCUCACGAGGAAAACACUCCGCGGCAGCGGCAGAAGACGACAAACAAACGGGACAGCGGCAAUACCAACAACAACGGCAGCAGCAGCAGCAGCGGCGGGUAUUAAAACAGAGGCGUCGUCGUCGGAUGAUUGAGGAGGAGGAAGAAGAGGAGAAUUCAAGCAGCAGCAGCAGUAGCGGUUCUUCCUUUUUCUCCUCCUCCUCCUCCUCCUCUUUCUGA